UUGGCAGCUGAACACGGGAGAAUUUUUUGAAGAAUCUCCGCACAAGUUUAACCAGCAGAAACCAUCUUAAUAUACUCUAGAGAGAAAUAAGUAUUUUCCUCUUUUAAAUGCGUUUUAAAUGGAGAAGAUGCGUCUUGGUACCGCAUUGGCAUUUCUUACACUCUUGGUUUGUCCACUGCUGCUGGAGUGCGCCACAACCACAUACCAGAUGGUAAAACAAAGUGACAAGCCAGCAUUUCAACUGUCUGUGAACUUGUCGUCUAAAGUCAUCAAUGUAACUAUGGAACCUGGAGAAAGAAAAGUGUGGACCAGAUGGUGUCACAAAAAAGGGAACAGUUGCAUGGGUGGCCCAGAUUCUCCUCCAGUUAUGAUUGAUCCAUCUCAGUCUCGAUCAACUGUUCUUAACAUGUCUUACCUGCUGCCCUGUUUGUGCGUGCAGGUAUAUUACACCCACAGAGAUACCAGCAGACACAUAAAGUGCCUAUUUGAAAAUGAAGAACUCACAGAUGUCCGAGAUGUUUGGGCCUCUUCUGAGCUCCGUGCAAAUCCAUCAAGUAUCCAUUGGAGCUCAUUGUGUUCAGUCAUCUACCAAAAGAUCUCUGCCUCCCUCUGUUGGAAGCAAUAUGAACACCUCUGCACACCUGUUCUCAACUCAACACUGAAUGGGAAUGAUGAUGGAAAAGCCCUUACAUAUGACACAUCUGUAGUAGACAGACAUCCUCAGAUGUGUGUGGAGCUUUCUCUACAAGGCAGUCAUCACCUCUACUGCCCCUUCAAAGCUGACGAGUCUUCAUGGGAGGUUUAUAUUGAACUGGACAAGCAGAGCGUGUCUGCUUAUCUCACAUCCUCUGUCCCAGCAACAUUCUCAGCUCAACUCUGUCUCCUUAAUGAGAGGGGAUGUACACCCACAGCACAAGUGUAUUCAGUAAGAAUGAAAGGGAAUACUAGUGACAGUACAAGACUAAGUGUGCCUCUUCCCUUUACUGCAGAGAAGCCAUGUGUACAGGUGUGGCAGUCAGAUCCUGCACGCCAUGGAACAAGAAUUCUGUGUCCAGACUACAAGCACUACAGACACGGGAUGUAUGCAGUAGCAUGUUUGUGUUUUGUGGUCUUUGUUGCAUUUCUGGGAAUUUUCAUCCGCCGUCUUACUAAGAGUGGAGCUACAGGUUGGCUUUACAUCCAGAAGCCCGUGUUGCUGGUGUGCUCAUCAGAGCAGUCGGCACAUGUCUCUGCUGUGUGCGCACUGGCCUCCAUCCUGCAGGAAGAGCUCAGUGCUACAGUACACAUGGCGCUUUGUGCCCAAAGCAAAGGCAUUCUGGGGGCCGGGACUGGAGUGGCAGAUCUGGGCCCACUUCCCUGGCUUUAUGGGCAUUGGGAGGUUAUGCGUAAGGCACAAGGAAAAGUGUUGAUUAUCUGGAGUCCUGAAGCCAAGCAGACCUAUGAGAAGUGGAAGGAGGAGAGGUCAAACACAGGUAAGAAUGAGAGAAAGAAAGAAGAAGACAGCAAAGCAAAAGUCAGAGAAGAGGUGGAAGAGCAGACAGAUUGUGACUGGUACUCUCAGAACAAACCCUCUGCAGUGAUAGGACCAGUGUUUACAGCUACUCUGGCCUGCCUGGAGGGGACGCUGCAGGAGUGCAAAGAUCAAGGAGUUGCCCUUGUCUACUUCCAGGGCCUUGGCCACAACAAGGACAUCCCAAAGGCCUUCAGAGGUGUCUCUCGAUACUGCUUACCUCAGGAUUUCAGGGGUUUAAUACAAGAGCUGGGAGGGAUGACAAGACAGACAACAACUGGUCAAUUUAUGUGGCACUGUUGGCCCAGACUCCUGUCGAAAGUGAUGUCAGUACGGCUGGCACGGCAGCUAGCCCACAGACUACAGACAUUGCUGCCUCAGGUGCAAGGAAAGAAAAAGCAAGAGCUGAGUGUCACAUCGACACAGACAGUGAUGUCAGGAUCUGUACAAGAACACGAGCCUCUCCACGGGUCACUAUGGAGAGCAGAGGAGCUUGAAUCUCAAAUUUCUUGAGUCUGACUAGGACAGACUUUUGUUCUCCUGUAAACAUGAUACAUGAGACAUGAGAGCUGGUGUUCCACUGUGAGCACACCAGAGCCAGUCACUCAGUGAAAAGUAUUCGUUUCUUGACACCACCAUGUCAUAUAUACAUCCACCGCUGGUUUUGCAUAUUAAAAAGGUAAAUAUUCCAUUCUGUGUACUGCAUUUAUCUGCUAACAAAGGCCGGUCUUUAUGUCGCUUUCGUGACUGAAGCCACAGCGAACACCUGCCCUUAUCUCUGUAAAUAUGCUAACGGCCAUGAAAAUAUGGUUGCAAAUAUGCCCCUAUGAGUGCUGUCAAAAGUGUUUUGACAGCACAGGUGACAAAAUGUCUCACUGUUGUUGACAUGAACUUGCAAAUUUGUGUAGGAUUUUGAUGUUGAGCCAAAACCCAAAAGCCAAGGCUGUCCAAGGAUUUCCAGUGUUAGAGUGAAAAGAUAGAGUGACUUGUACUGAAGUGUAUUUGACUGUUUAAUUAGUUUAUGAAUAAUAAUUUCUCCUCAGCUUUUCGUGUUUAUCCUGUUAGAUUUAACCAUUACACGUCUUAUAUGAGACUACAGCUGUCUUCGACUAAACAUCAGCAAAUAUACUACCUCCUAUAUUCCAUAACAAAUUAUCAGUGUUAUUUUUCCCCCCUCAGGCAUACUGCACAUCUUCAUUUAGAAAACAUUGCUGUACCUAAAUGGUAGCUGCAAUUAUAAUACAAAUAUGUCUUAGCUGAAGGGGUUUGCAGUGUCCCAGAGAGGAAAAACCAGUAUUAUUCAAAUGUUAUCAACGGCAAAAACAGCAUACAGAAGUUACCUCAAAAUCUCAGAGCAUUAGAACAACACAACCAUGAUAGUGGUACUUUCCCUGAUCUUAUUUAAUUGCUGUGAUCCUAUUACUGUGUUUAACGGUUGACGUUAUGCAAACUAACUUUAAACUGUUAACUCGGAUCUUGUCAGGAGUGUGAUACAAAUUUGAUGGCCCCUUGUAAAAAAAAUACUUGUUCAGUGUCUUCAGACUUUAUGUUACAUGAACAGAUACUGCAAGAUGGACAGAACACUGUUGGCAUUAUGACAUUUGAGUUAAUGGUUAAUUAUGAAUUAAUGCUUUUUUAUAAAGAAAAAUAUUCUUGUAUAGUUACUGAAAUGACAAGAAACUAAUGAAGGGAAACGUCUUCUCCUAACAAUGAAAUCUGAUUUCUUGGCAUCUCCCUGGGUAUCUGUUAUAUUAACCUCUGUGAAACCUGCUUCUUCAGAACAUUGGCAAUCACCCAUUAUUUAUUGACAGACCUGCUUGACAGGAUUGAUAAGGAAGUUGAUUGUAAGUUAAAGUAAACUCGGACACAACAUUAUCUUUAGCAUAUGAGGUUUAGUUGGAACUGGUCCCUCUGUUUGGAAUCAGUUGAAGAAUCACCUAAAUCUUUUGGAGCUGGUCUGCUUGAAUGUAUUUUAAAUUAUUGUAAAGAACUUGGAGACAGGCACAUCUGGCUGUAGAUGUUAUACUCAUAUUGCCCCCAUUUGAUCCCAGUUGUUGAUGACCUGUAAAUAUCCUGUAAUCUAUUAUUUGUAUUAUAAAUUGUUACUUUUUUAAUGUCUGCAACAAUGUUAAUUGUGUUUCUGCUUGUUUUGACCAGCACAAGCUUGUAAAAGGACUUUUCUUGGUUCAAUAAAGAUUAAGAUUAAAGAUGAAUGUCUAUAGAGUUUUCACUGAGCGAAGACUUCAUAAUGUCAUUCAUCAGGUUAUAAAUGAAUCAUAUAGGUCACAAAACUUGGUUAAGGUAAUGCACACUAUGUUGGUCAGUUUACUCCCAGGGGUACAGCCAUAUGUUAUUUAAUAAACUAGUUGUUCUUAGAGGUACCUAGUUCUCAAGGAAAUUCAGCCAUUUA
This is a messenger RNA of Scomber japonicus (chub mackerel), 3920 nucleotides long. It is a transcript of the gene il17re, whose product is annotated as interleukin-17 receptor E. Bases 119 to 2023 code for a protein of 634 amino acids. The transcript has 13 exons. Gene Ontology annotation, molecular function: interleukin-17 receptor activity. Lineage: Eukaryota; Metazoa; Chordata; Actinopteri; Scombriformes; Scombridae. The record is from RefSeq and is a predicted model, not a curated record.